AUGCCAUCAGAUCUUUCCAACUAUCUAGCUUCAAAAUAUCUAGUUGCUGAUCCAAAGCCAUCAUCAAAGAAGCGAAAGCGCAAGCAGGCAAAUGCAGCUUCAGGCCUGCUAAUCACCGACGACGACGACACAGCCUGGAACAAUGGCUCCGCGCAGGACGAUGCAGACGAAGACGGCCCAUUGACAGUCACUGGGACAACAGCCGAAUUCAGAAAAGCGAAGAAAAGCAGUUGGAAAACAGUAGGGAAUGGUGGAAGUGGCCAGGAGAAAGAUGACAGCGCCGCGGCUGCAGAUGCCAUCAUCGCGUCGGCCGCAGCAGAGAAUGAUGCAGCGAGAGCCGCCGACGACGAGAUGCCCAUUGUCGAAGACAGCCAAGGCGUGGCGAAGAUGAGCGAUGGAACACAUGCCGGCUUACAGAGUGCCGCGGCGGUCUCAGCGCAAUUGAGACGACGGCAGCAAGAGGAGCGAGAAGACUUUGAGCGGCACCGGAAAACUGCAAAAGAAGAAGAGACGGUUUACCGCGAUGCCACCGGACGAAGAAUUGAUAUUUCUAUGAAGAGAGCAGAGGCAAGGCGCGCAGCGGCCGAGGCUGAGGAAAAGGAGAGGCUUGCCAUUGAAUCCUUAAAGGGCGAUGUUCAGCAGGAGAAUGCGAGACGGCGAAAAGAGGAGCUGGAAGAUGCCAAACUCAUGAACUUUGCCCGAAAGGCUGACGACGAAGAUAUGAAUAGAGAGCUCAAAGAACAAUCAAGAUGGAACGAUCCCAUGACACAGUUCAUGGCGGAGAAAGAAACAAGUCGUGGAGGCAAAAAGUCAAAGCGCCGGCCAGUCUAUUCAGGGACUGCAGCUCCCAAUCGAUAUGGCAUCAAGCCGGGAUACCGAUGGGAUGGCGUGGACAGAGGCAAUGGGCUUGAAGCAGAACGGUUCAAGGCAGCAAAUCGCCGUGAACGGAACAAGGGAUUGGAUUACGCUUGGCAGAUGGAUGAAUAG
Molecule: messenger RNA, 987 nt
Organism: Trichoderma gamsii
Lineage: Eukaryota; Fungi; Ascomycota; Sordariomycetes; Hypocreales; Hypocreaceae
Exons: 1
Coding region: 1-987 (328 amino acids)
Biological process (GO): mRNA splicing, via spliceosome
Cellular component (GO): U2-type spliceosomal complex; RES complex
Molecular function (GO): RNA binding
Source: RefSeq, a predicted model, not a curated record